AUCCCCUUUCUCUCUCUACUUCUCUCUCCCUCCCAUAGCCCCUCUCUCUCCUCCUCCUCCUCCUGCCCUCGUUUUCUUUUCUUUCUUUUAGAGUAUUCAUAUUACAACACGCCUAAUGGAGUUUUUUUUUCUUUUCUUUUCUGGAUGAGGCUCCCUUGAAUUUAAAAAUGAUGGUUUCAUCAAAAAAAAAGUAAAAAUAGCUGUCAUUUUUUUUUCUCCCCUUCUCUCUCUCUUAUGGUCUGACCAUGAUGGUUAGAAUAAUAGGCUUUAUUUCUGCUCCAUGUCGAUCAUUUCUACGUGUGUGUAUAAAAGAGAGAGAUAGAGAGAGAGAGAGAGUGACAAGUACAUGACAUUUUCUUUGUUGUUGUUGUAUAUUUGUGUGCACGGUUGGUAUCAUAGUAAAAGACUCCCCCCCCUUUUUUUUUCCCUUUUGAGAGGGAAAUAUCCCACGUUACAGGUCAGUCUUGUUUAUUUGAUUACGCGAGAGGAUGGGGGGUGCGGGGGGGGGGAUGGAAGAGGAAAACCAAGUUUUUUUAUUUAUUUAUUCUGUGUUUAUUUUAACCUAUCACCCUUGUGAUUUCUAUUAUUAUUAUUAUUAUGGUGAUUUACUGUGUUGAUAGUAGUCAUGUUGGAAUUAUGUCUGAGAAUUAAAGGAGUGCAUGACACUAUAAAAAUGAGGUGUUUUUUUUUAUUUGUGAGCAUAAGCCUCGUUGAAAAUACAAAAAAAAGUUGACAAACAAACAGAGAUUAGAGUUUUUUUUAUUUUUUUUCUGUACUUUUUGUGUACGAAUGUGUGUCUAAAAUGAACAAAAAAAGAAAGAGAGAGAGAGAGAGAGAGAGAGAAAUGGAAAAGAGAGUGAUUUUUUUUUUUUUUUUUACUUAAAUUGAGAAUAUAUCUGCAGAAGUUGUAUUAUAGAAUGACUCGUGUCAAUAAGUUUUUACUAAA
This is a messenger RNA of Mucor mucedo, 946 nucleotides long. RefSeq lists its product as uncharacterized. The transcript has a single exon. NCBI's taxonomy places the organism in Eukaryota, Fungi, Mucoromycota, Mucoromycetes, Mucorales, Mucoraceae. Bases 347 to 577 code for a protein of 76 amino acids. The record is from RefSeq and is a predicted model, not a curated record.